UCCAUCUGGCGCUGCGAAUUUCCUCCAUUUCUCAUCUUAUUCCUCAAGUGUACAUCCCAAUGAUCACGAAAUCGAGUCCUCAGGGUUUGGAGAAAGAGAUCCUUGAUCUCGAGUAUCGUCUACAGAAUGCCAAAGCUCGUCUAGCAGUGGCCUCCGGCCAGGAGCCGAGCGGAGAUUCAUACUUGCCUCUUCCCCAGGAUACAGCCCCAUUACUUUCCAGUCAUGCAUUAUUCCUACUAUCGGACUCUGCCCUUCCGUUGGGUUCAUUUGCCUAUUCUAGCGGUCUCGAAUCUUAUCUCGCGCAUAAUAAACCUCUUCCUCCAAAGAUCACACCCACUGCAUCCUUCCAUCGCUUUUUAAAACUAUCAAUCACAUCAAUGGCGAGCACAUCAAUACCAUACGUUCUCGCGGCUUACCGACAUCCAGAAGACCUAGAAACAUUGGAUAAUGACAUGGAUGCGUCAACGCCCUGUGUAGUGGCGCAGCGAGCGAGCAUCGCGCAAGGGAGGGCAUUGAUCGGUGUCUGGGAACGGGCGUUCCGAGGGACGUAUGCUUCCGGACCAUUUUCAGCAGGCGUUGCUGCUUCCGAGGCGGCCAAAGCCAUUGAGGAUUUUUCGGACGCCCUGAAGUCGUGUUCUGACGCAGCAGAUGACUUGGGUCCCAAGGGUCACUUUGCACCCUUAUGGGGCAUCGUUUGUCUGGCCAUGGGAAUGGAUGCUCGCCAAACAGCAUAUGUGUUCAUGUUGAACCAUGCGAAGGCAGUCCUAAGUGCUGCGGUGCGGGCCUCCGUGAUGGGGCCAUAUCAAGCACAGGCUAUCCUAGCCAGUAAAGGCCUACAAGAUAUGAUAAUGAACCGGAUAGACCGAGAGUGGGAUACACCCGUAGAAGAUGCGGGUCAAGUUGUACCUCCAUUAGAUCUUUGGGUUGGACGGCAUGAACUUUUAUACAGCAGGAUAUUUAAUUCAUAAUGAAUACAAUUCUAUAACAGCGUGCUGAUUGUUUUUAGAUUUGUCAUGGUUGACAUGACUCCGUUCUGCUGCAUUCUUCGUCUCUUUCCUCGUCCAUAACUUCCAAGCUAAUCCUACAUCACGUGCCUUGCCCGCCCACCCAGAUGCUACUCGGAACACUGUA
Messenger RNA from Aspergillus caelatus, 1131 nucleotides. Its product is annotated as urease accessory protein UreF. The transcript has 2 exons. The record is from RefSeq and is a predicted model, not a curated record. NCBI's taxonomy places the organism in Eukaryota, Fungi, Ascomycota, Eurotiomycetes, Eurotiales, Aspergillaceae. The coding region runs from base 60 to 968 and encodes 302 amino acids. Gene Ontology annotation, molecular function: nickel cation binding.